GUCAGUUAAACACAGUUUCAGAUUACCUUCAUUGACAGAAUCGAAAUAAUGAAGUCCGUCCAUACAUCCUUACGUAGUAUAUGUAUUCUCUUUGCAUACAUCGGGCCGCUUAAAAUUAGAUAAUAUUUGUGUUCUUAAUUAUAUACAGUAUAUAAAGACAUGAUAUGUGAUUGAAAACAAAUUAUUUUUGAGUAACUAAUUGCGAGGCUGGAUCUCGUAUUCUUAAUCAGAGGUUGUGACUAGUGUAUUCAAAAACAUGGAUAUAAAAAGUGAGGUUAUUGUUGUCGAAAAUUAUCAAAUAAAAAAAUCGAUAAAAAAGGCGCAUAUACCGAAAAAGGAGCGUAACGUAUUUAUACGUAAACAGGACAACACGGAGAGUAUAAUCUGUCAAACGUUUUCAAAUCGCAGACGGAAGAAAAGAGAAGUUAAUAUUAAGAGGGGGCGCGAUAUAAUAAAACUUUCUAGGGGAGAUAGUGAAAGAAUAGAAAGAAUUGUGCCUGGCUGUAUGCGAAGAACGUGUUAUUGUAAACAUAAAUUGCAUCGCAAAACAAAGGUUAAGAAAAGUCGAAAGAAAUGUAAAAGCAAAUGCAAGAAACAUAAAAAUACUACAAUAAAUAAAAAUAAUAUAUACGAAAAUAUUAGCUCGGACAGUUUUUAUAGCGAUUCCGAUAUCGAUGAAUUAAUACGCGCAACGAGAAAGCGUAUGAAAGCACAGUACUCGGAAUGGCCAACUCCAAUUUUUCACACAAGCACCCCCAUAGAGGAAGAUCUAGAUUCAACCGUCGAAUUAAACUCAAUACAUUCCUUGGAAACAGUUGUUUUAAACAACGUCGAAGAUUUCUGCUGGCCAAUGGAAAAUACAUUAACAAAUUACCCCUAUUCACCUUUAUUGAGCCCCAUCCGUUCAGUUAAUAUAAAAAAGGAAAGAAAUAAUAAUGACAUUGAUAAUACAAACUAUAGCCCAAGUAUGGCAAUAGAAGAUCUUAAAAUUGACAUUAAACCUGUAAAGAUUGAAAAAACUUACGACGACUCUUGUAGUCCUAUAAGUGACGAAUAUUUAUUUGACGUGGAAUAAGUUUAAGUUUAUAUUUAAUUUAAUUAAUUAUAAUUUAUAAGGAACAAAAA
Molecule: messenger RNA, 1125 nt
Organism: Colias croceus (clouded yellow)
Lineage: Eukaryota; Metazoa; Arthropoda; Insecta; Lepidoptera; Pieridae
Exons: 3
Coding region: 257-1075 (272 amino acids)
Source: RefSeq, a predicted model, not a curated record